CGAGCUCUCCCUGACAGCUCGAGCGCUGGGCGGCGGCGGCGGUGGGACCAAGUGGGGGCAAGCUUGAAAUUUUAACCGUUUAACGGUUUCCAGUCGCGGGUGGGAGAACCUGAAUCUGAGACCGGUUGGAUUUCUGGUCGGGGGUCCAUGGGCCGCCACUCGAUCCACUGGUUUCGGAAGGGGCUCCGGCUCCACGACAACCCGGCGCUGCUGGAGGCGCUGCUGGGCUCGGACACCAUCCGCUGCGUCUACAUCGUCGACCCGUGGUUCGCUGGUUCCUCCGGUGUCGGCAUUAACCGAUGGAGAUUUCUGCUACAGUGUCUUGAAGACCUUGAUGCCAGUUUGUGGAAAUUAAACUCCCGCUUAUUCGUUGUACGUGGACAGCCAGCUGAUGUCUUUCCCAGAUUGUUUAAGGAAUGGAAUAUUUCCCGUCUUACCUUUGAAUAUGACUCUGAGCCCUUUAGCAAGGAGCGAGAUGCAGCUAUCAAGAAAUUGGCCAUCGAGGCAGGGGUAGAGGUGAUCGUACAGAUUUCACACACUUUGUAUGAUUUGGACAUAAUCAUAGAACGCAAUGGUGGUCAGCCACCUCUAACUUACAAGCAUUUCCAGACACUUAUAAGCCGAAUGGAAUCUAUAGAAAUGCCGGUGGGAACAAUCACUGCUGAAGCAAUGGGAAAAUGUACAACACCUGUCUUUGAUGACCAUGAUGAAAAGUAUGGAGUCCCAUCGUUGGAAGAACUAGGCUUUGAUACAGAAGGCCUCCCUUCAGCUGUGUGGCCUGGUGGUGAAACAGAGGCUCUUAAAAGAUUAGAAAGACAUUUGGAAAGAAAAGCCUGGGUGGCAAACUUUGAAAGACCACGAAUGAACUCUACUUCACUUCUUGCAAGCCCUGCUGGUCUAAGUCCAUACCUGCGAUUUGGUUGUUUGUCAUGUCGUCUGUUUUACUUUAAGCUGACCGACUUGUAUAAAAAGGUGAAGAAAAACAGCUCCCCUCCUUUGUCUCUCUAUGGGCAGCUGUUGUGGCGUGAAUUCUUCUAUGCAGCAGCUACUAACAACCCCAGGUUUGAUAAAAUGGAGGGAAAUCCUAUUUGUGUUCAAGUUCCAUGGGACAGAAACCCUGAGGCUUUGGCUAAGUGGGCAGAAGGGAAGACGGGAUUUCCUUGGAUCGAUGCUAUAAUGACACAGCUGCGUCAAGAAGGGUGGAUCCAUCACUUAGCUCGCCAUGCAGUGGUAUGCUUUUUGACGAGAGGUGACCUAUGGAUUAGCUGGGAAGAAGGAAUGAAGGUAUUUGAAGAGUUAUUACUGGACGCUGACUGGAGUGUAAAUGCUGGAAUUUGGAUGUGGCUAUCCUGCAGUUCCUUCUUCCAACAAUUUUUUCAUUGCUACUGUCCUGUGGGCUUUGGACGUAGAACUGACCCUAAUGGAGAUUAUAUCAGGCGAUAUCUUCCAGCCCUCCGAGGUUUUCCUGCCAAACAUAUCUAUGAUCCCUGGAAUGCUCCAGAGAGUGUACAGAAAGCUGCAAAAUGCAUCAUUGGUGUUCAUUAUCCAAAACCCAUGGUGAACCAUGCUGAAGCUAGUCGCCUGAAUAUUGAACGAAUGAAGCAGAUCUACCAGCAGUUUUCCUGUUACAGAGGACUGGGUCUUCUUGCGUCAGUGCCUUCUAACCCUAAUGCACUUGGCGGAGCUAUGGACUAUUCACCGGGAGAGAGCACACACAGAUGCAGUAGCAUAACAGGAUAUCCCAAAGUGCUUCACAAACAUUCAGUUAUCUUGAAGUGCAGUUAUUCUGAUACAGGGAGGAGUUGCUUGAGCAGCAGCCUAAGCUCUGGAAAACAGCCCAGUCCUGGGGAACAAAUGCCAGCAGAAGGGCCUAAAGUUCACAGGCAAAGUAGUAACUAGGGCACUUGGAAACAAGGUGGGGAAAUAGAAAGAUACAUUCGGAAGAAUUACAACCAAGGAAGAUUAUAGCGCAGAUUGAGUGAUCUGGAUGUUUAUUUUUAAGGAAAAUGUUGACCUGAAAUAUGGAGAAGGAAAGAUUGAGAAAUGCAUUCUGUAAGUGUUUGCACAAGUUUAGCAAAGAUGAUACGGCAAGGUUGGAGUGAAAGGUCAUUAAAUACACCUGUAAAUAAUUAAUUUGAAUUUCCUAAGUUAAAUCCUGUAAAUUAUUGAUAGCAUGUUUAGUUUUAGACAUCUAUUUUUAUAAUAUUCCAUCCACAUGCAAUAUUUAAUUUUGUAAAUAAAAAGGCAGAGUUGUGUA
Messenger RNA from Carcharodon carcharias (great white shark), 2257 nucleotides. RefSeq names its product cryptochrome circadian regulator 1b (gene cry1b). Gene Ontology annotation, cellular component: cytoplasm; nucleus. The coding region runs from base 148 to 1899 and encodes 583 amino acids. Gene Ontology annotation, molecular function: FAD binding; DNA binding. Lineage: Eukaryota; Metazoa; Chordata; Chondrichthyes; Lamniformes; Lamnidae. Gene Ontology annotation, biological process: entrainment of circadian clock by photoperiod; negative regulation of DNA-templated transcription; circadian regulation of gene expression. The transcript is spliced from 13 exons. The record is from RefSeq and is a predicted model, not a curated record.